Molecule: messenger RNA, 2381 nt
Organism: Onychomys torridus (southern grasshopper mouse)
Lineage: Eukaryota; Metazoa; Chordata; Mammalia; Rodentia; Cricetidae
Product: zinc finger protein 26-like
Exons: 3
Coding region: 1-1656 (551 amino acids)
Biological process (GO): negative regulation of transcription by RNA polymerase II; regulation of cytokine production; regulation of immune system process
Source: RefSeq, a predicted model, not a curated record
AUGGUUCAGGACUCAGUGACCUUUGAGGAUGUGGCUGUGUACUUUACCAAAGAAGAGUGGAACUUAUUGGAUGGAUUUCAGAGAAACCUCUACAGAGAUGUGAUGCUGGAGAACUACCAGAACGUGGCCACAGUAGAAAGAAAAAUGGAGCUUGAGACAGAACUUCAGCUGGGCUGUUUUUGGUCAGAUAUAUCAAAUGAGACACAACUGGCAAGAUUAACAAAGGCAGGAAGCCACAAUGGAGGGAAGCUCUGUGACUCUAAGAAGGUUGGAAAAUUCUUCAGUGAACACCGAGGACUUCAGACAUAUAUGAAUAUUUGCAAUACAGAAAAGAUUUCUGAAUAUAAUUGGUAUAGAAAAGACUUACUUCCUUCAGUAAAGAAAACCUCUACUGAAGAGAAACUUUCUGUGUUGACUCAAUGUGAAGAAGCCUUUGCUCAGAUGCCAAGCAUUGCUUACCAGAGGACAUGCAUUCAGGACAAUUCCUUUGAAUCCAGUGAUUUUGGCAAAUCCUUUGUUAAUCAGUUGCAACUUAAGGCACAUAACAAAGCCCACAGUAAAGAAAAUCUCUGUGAAUGGGAGCAAAGUAAGAAAGCUUUUACUCAGUCCACAAAUUGUUCUGUUCUAGAGAAAUGCUAUGAAGAUAAGGAAUGUGGAAAAGCCUCUACUGCACACUCAGGCCUUACUACACAUGUACAAAGUUAUAAAAGGCAGAAGUCUUAUGAGUGCACAGAGUGUGGGAAAGUGUUUGGUAAAUGCUCAGGACUUACUGAGCACGUGAGAAGUCACACAGGAGAGAAACCUUUUAAAUGUAACCAAUGUGGAAAGUCUUUUGCUUCUUCAUCCUAUCUUACUGCGCAUUUGAGAACUCAUACUGGAGAAAAGCCCUUCGAGUGUACAGUAUGUGAGAAAGCAUUUACACGUUCCUCCUACCUUCGAAUUCACAUGCGAACUCACACUGGAGAGAAACCCUAUAACUGUAAGGAGUGUGGCAAAACCUUUGCUGUGCGCUCAUGCCUUAAUAAACAUUCCCUAACACACACUGGGGAGAAGCCUUAUGAUUGUAAGGAAUGUGAGAAGGCAUUUACUAGCUUUUAUCAACUAACUGAACAUAUGAAAAUUCACACUGAUGAGAAACCCUUUGAAUGUCAGGUGUGUACAAAAUCAUUUAGGAAUUCCUCAUGCCUUAAGAAGCACUUCCAAAUUCACACUGGAAUAAAACCAUUUCAAUGUAAGGACUGUGGGAAAGCCUUCAGUGGACGGACUAGCUUUACCACACAUGUAUUGACUCAUACUGGGGAGAAGCCAUAUGAGUGUAAGGAGUGUGGGAAAGCCUUCAGUACAUCCUCAGGCCUUAUUGAACAUAUAAGAAGUCACACAGGAGAGAAGCCCUUUGAAUGCUAUCAAUGUGGAAAGGCCUUUGCAUCUUCCUCAUAUCUUACUGCACAUUUGAGAACUCACACUGGAGAGAAGCCAUUUGAGUGUACAGUGUGUAGUAAAGCAUUUACACGUUCUUCCUACCUUUGUAGACACAUGAAAACUCACAUUGGAGAGAAACCCUAUGUAUGUAAGGAUUGUGGGAAAGCCUUCAGUGGGUGCUCAUGCCUUAACAGACACAUAAGAACAUACACUGGAGAGAAACCCUAUCUGUGUUAGCAAUAUGGGAGCGCAUUCACCAGCUUUUCUUAACUCACUUAACAUAUGAAAACUCAUACUGGUGAGAAGCCUUUUGAAUAUCAGAUAUGUACAAAAUUUUUUAGAAAUUUGCAUGCCUUAUGAUGCACUUCUGAAUUAACACUAGACUAAAAUUAUAUCAAUGUACGGAGUGUGGAAAAGUCUUUGGUGGCCGUACUGGCUUUACUACACUUGUACUAACUCACAUUGGGAACAAUCCAUAUGAAUUCAGAGAAUGUCAGAAUGCCUUCACUUCUUUCCUUACAUCUUUAACAUCUAAGAAGUCACACAGGAAAGAAACCCUUUGAAUGUGACCUAUACUAUGUAUGUAAGAACUAUGGGAAAGCCUUUACUGAGCACUUAGCCAUUAGUAAACACUUAAGAAUACAUACUGUACAGAAACCCCAUGAAUAUUAGGAAUUGACAAAGCUUCUACUGUUCAUACUUCAGUGGAUAUACACUCUAAAUGGAAAGAAUAUGAAAAAGGCUUCACUUAUUCUUCUGAUCAUAUGGAACAUAAAUAAUCACAGAGUGAAACUCAUGUAAAGAAUGAGGAAAGUGCAUGUAGAAGUGUGCACAUUUUUUAUAUUCAUAUUAUUAAGCUCAGCACAGGUAUUCACUUGUCCUAGAAAUGGCUUAACAGAUGUACUGCUCUUCUUGAAUUUGGUUCCCAUCACCCACGUUGGGCCACUCAUAACCAUCUGUAA